Trichechus manatus latirostris (Florida manatee) is the source of this 789-nucleotide messenger RNA. Its product is annotated as olfactory receptor 5-like. The record is from RefSeq and is a predicted model, not a curated record. Gene Ontology annotation, cellular component: membrane. The transcript has 2 exons. NCBI's taxonomy places the organism in Eukaryota, Metazoa, Chordata, Mammalia, Sirenia, Trichechidae. Gene Ontology annotation, biological process: G protein-coupled receptor signaling pathway. Gene Ontology annotation, molecular function: G protein-coupled receptor activity; olfactory receptor activity. The annotation marks the transcript as partial.
AUGGCUGUGGCUGGUAAGGUAGAAGACUGGAAAAGUGGAAGGAGACCCGCGACAGAGAAGUCCCUUAAUUUGGCCAACAUGACCAGAGUCCAGGAGUUUAUCUUGUUGGGUUUGUCCACAAGCCAAGACAUAAGGGAUGCCCUGUUUGCCAUCUUCCUGAUCCUCUAUCUGUUGACCCUCUUGGAGAACACGCUCAUCAUCUACCUCAUCUGCAGUCACAGUGAGCUCCACAAACCCAUGUACUUCUUCCUGGGCAAUCUGAGCUGUCUGGAGAUGUGCUAUGUGUCAGUGACCAUGCCCAGCCUGCUUGUGGGACUGUGGACUGGACCCUACCAAACUUCCUUCACAGCCUGCAUGACCCAACUCUUCUUCUUCAUUGUCCUAAUUGGCACUGAGUGCACUCUCCUGGCUUCCAUGGCCUAUGACCGCUAUGUGGCCAUCUGCCGCCCACUCCACUACCAGCUGCUCAUGCGGCCCCAGGUCUGCCUGGGCUUGGCCUUGUCUUCAUGGUUUGGUGGUCUUCUGGUCUCGGUGGCCAAGACCACAUGCAUUGCCAGCCUCUCUUACUGUGGUCCCAAUGUCCUCAACCAAUUUUUCUGUGAUGUCUCACCUUUGCUCAGCCUGUCCUGCACCCAUGUGGCCCUGACAGAGCUAGUGGACUUCAUCUCUGCCAUUGUCAUCUUCUGUGGUACACUGCUAGUAGCCUUGGCCACGUAUUCAGCCAUUGGGGUGGCCGUGCUCCGCAUGCCAUCAGCCGCAGCCCGCCAUAAAGCUUUCUCUACCUGUGCC